This is a messenger RNA of Alternaria viburni, 1125 nucleotides long. RefSeq lists its product as uncharacterized. The transcript is spliced from 3 exons. NCBI's taxonomy places the organism in Eukaryota, Fungi, Ascomycota, Dothideomycetes, Pleosporales, Pleosporaceae. The coding region runs from base 1 to 1125 and encodes 374 amino acids. The record is from RefSeq and is a predicted model, not a curated record. Gene Ontology annotation, molecular function: protein binding.
AUGCCCUUCAGCUGUCCGCCACAUAUUCUCAGGGCAUACAAGAAUGGCGACUUCACCGACUUGGUUAUCAGCUGCGGCAAUUCGACAUUCGAUGUGCACUCGGUCGUCGUUGGCUCAGCAUGCGAGUUCUUCGCGAACAACAUCAAAUUCGGUGGAAAGGAAGCUGAUGAACGACGCAUCGAUCUGCCAGACGACGACCCAGAGAUGAUCCGACGCUUAAUCGCUUACCUGUACUUGGGUGACUACGAUCCCACUGACGACAUGGGCAUCGCCGCGUUCGAACAACUCAAGCAAUAUGACCUCAACACAGCAGCGGCGCCCGCUCACCACCCCCGCCGAUACGCAUUUGGAAGCUCUCAGCGUCAUGAUCAAUGCGCUUGCCUCGCGUUGAACCUCAAGAAUAUUGAGCAGUCGGAAAUGAAAAUAGAGCAGCAGAAGAAAGCGUCCCAAUACGUCAGCCACCGAAAGCCCGACAACAGCAUCGAAAUCACCAGUCCGCUUACAAUACACGCGAGCAUGUAUGCGCUCGCUGAUAAAUAUCAGGUGAAGGGGCUUAGCCGACUUGCAAAGACCAAGUUUCGCGAGAGCCUGGAUCACCACGUUGAUUCGGAAGACUUCAUCGCUGCCGUGCAACUCACGUAUAGCAAUACCCCAGAGACCAACCGCGGUCUUCGAGACGAGAUAGUGCAGGCUUUCCGGACAUAUUUCAAGGUGGACAUCACUGAGUUACCUGGCCUGGAGUCGAAGCUAGACACCAUUGAUGAGUUAGCUUUUCUGCUUCUCAAAUCCUGGCCCAGGAAGAUGGAAUCUCCAAGCCCUCAGAAGUUUGUCUCGUCUGCAGGUGCCGCUCACACGGCUUCUCAUCUGGUUAUUACCGCUGGUCCGCCCACCUCCGGUACCAACGCGACUUCUGCUUCUUCCAACGCUCCUGUGACGACCACUGGGUUUGCCUCUUAUGCUCGUACAUCGGCGGCCACUACCUCUAGUACUCCAGCCACCGGAAGCUUGUUCGGAAGCCUCCCCCCACGUGCUUCGGGUGGAUUCGCAGGCUUCUCGUUAAUACCCAGUGGUACUGGUAACGCUGGAUCAAGUCAACCAACUCGUCCUUUCGGAUCUCCAGCGUAA